Molecule: messenger RNA, 4803 nt
Organism: Closterium sp. Naga37s-1
Lineage: Eukaryota; Viridiplantae; Streptophyta; Zygnematophyceae; Desmidiales; Closteriaceae
Source: the annotation of a GenBank genome assembly
AUGGACGGUGGAGUUGCGAUCUGGGAGCAGCAGGAAGGUGAGAGUGACUAUGAAUUCCGUGACAGAAACGAGGGACAGGCAGGGGUGCGUGAGGCUGGGAAGCGUGGGUCUAGAGGGGGGAGUGGAGGUGAGGGAAGUGCGUAUAAAGGGCGGGACGAUGGCGAUUUGUUCGGUGGGGAUUGUAGGGAUGGGGAGGGAUGGGAAGUGGUGGAGGAGGGGCAGGAGGAAGAGGAGGGAGAGGAAGGUGUGGGAAGGGAGAAGGGCGGAGGAGAGGAGGAGGAGGAAGAAGAAGAGGAAGUGGGGGGAACGAGAAGGACCGGGAAUUCAAAAGAGGAUUCUUAUGAAAAUGGCGGAGUGUACUGUGGUGCUGUCUAUAACGAGCACGGCGAGGAUGCUUAUGGUGGGUAUGGCGGGCAGGGGUUGGGGGUGGAUAGGAGAGGUGGGAGUAGGGGGUUUGGGGGGCUUGGAGAGGAGGGAGAGGAGGAGGAGCAGGAGGAGGAGGAGGAGGAGGAGGAGGAGGAGGAGGAGGAGGAGGAGGAGGAGGAGGAGGAGGAGGAGGAGGAGGAAGGGGAGGAGGAAGGGGAGGAGGAGGAUUUUAAACAGCACAGACAGGCUCAAAAGGAGGCUGCUUUGCAGGGGCACUCACAGGGGAAGGCACAGGGGACCGCACAGGGGCGUGCACAGGUAUCAGCGCGUGAUGGGAUGCGGGUGGCGGGAGGGGGGGGAGGGGAGGAUGAGAAGGCGCGGUGGGCGCAGAAGUGUGCCUCGCGGCUGAAGGAAUGGGAGAGAGAGGAGGAUGAGGAUGAUGAUGAGGAUGGCGUGGGGGAGGGGAGAGGGGACGGUGGAGAGAGGGGAGAGGAUGAAGAGGAGGAAGAGGAGGAAGAGGGGGAAGAGGAGGAGGAGGGGAAAAGGGGUGCGGACAUGUAUGGAGAAGACUACCGGUUUAAUAGAGAUGGGGAGAGAGGGUAUGGAGACAGGGGUUAUGAGGAAGAGGAGUAUGGGAAGGGGGAGCAUGGAGAGGGGGUGUAUGAAGAGGGUGAGUAUGGAGAACGGGAGCAUAGAGCAAGGGGGUAUGGAGAAGAAGGGGGGUAUGGUGAGGGGGGUUAUGGGGAGGAGGGGCAUAGAGAGGGGGAAUACGGAGUGGGGGAGUAUGGCAGGGAAGGGUAUGCAAAUGGAGAGGGUGCAGGAGCCUGGCAGGAGGAGCAUGAAGGGGAGGACGCAGGAGAGCAUAUGGGAGGGGCAGUGAGAGGGCAGAUGGGCGGGCAGAUGGGCGGGCAGAUGGGCGGGCAGAUGGGCGGGCAGAUGGAUGAUAUGUAUGGGUCGUUUGACGUGACUGGGGCUGCGUAUGGGGGGGGUUCUGGUCGGUACUCAUCGCAUGGGGAAGGGGAGGAGAUAGUAGAGGAGGAGGAGCAAGAGUGUGACGAGUCACAGGUGGUAGGUGCGGUAACCGCACGCGCCAUCGCUCUGGCUCCCACUGUAGGUGGUUGGUCAGAUGACGCAAGGGGAUCGAAUUUGCCUGCCCCCUCGCCCACCACUCCCCUCGCCCGCCCUGCUGCCCGUGCCACUGCCCCUGCUACUCUCCAAUCCACGGCCACUGCUGCUCCCGCUGCUGCUGCUGCUGCUGCUGGUGCUGCUGCUGUUGCCGCUGCUGCUGGUGGUGGUGGGGGUGGGAAGAAGGUGGGUAGGGGUCAGAGAAUCGGUCGGGUUGGUGCCGGUUCUGGUGGGGAGGGAGUGGGGAGCGGAGGGGAGAGUGAUAAUAGCAGUGCAAGGGGCCGAAUGAGAGGUGGAGCAGGGAGUGGGAUGGGUGGAGGACGCGGAAGGGGAGGGGGAGGGGGUGUGGGGCGGACGCGGUUGGGGCAACGUUCGGAUGAUGAGGGAUGGGGGGGCGAACAGUCAGGGGUGGGGGGGCGAGCAGAGGAGGGUGGGAGCGUGGGGGAAGGGGGCGGAUGGGGGGAGGGUGGGGCGGUGGGAGAGGGGGACGCAUGGGGUGAGGGUGGCGGGUAUGAUCAGUAUGGGUACCAGCAGCAUCAGCAUCAGCAGCAGCAGCAUCAGCAGCAGCAGCAGCAGCAGCAGCAGCAGCAGCAGCAGCAGCAGCAGCAGCAGCAGCAGCAGCAGCAGCAGCAGCAGCAGCAGCAGCAGCAGCAGCAGCAGCAGCAGCAGCAGCAGCAGCAAGGGUUGGGAUUACAGGGAGCAGCAGCAGGCAAUGGCAGUGGUGGCGAGUGGCAUGAACACGACUACCAAACCAGACACGAUCCAGACACGGGGUUAGGGGAUGCGUAUGUGCAUGGGUAUGGCAACAGCGUUGAUCAAGACACUGGGUUCGGGGAUGGGUACGGGAGCAGCCACAUGCAGGAUGGGUAUGGGAAUGAUACCAGGGAUGCGUUUGGAGAUGGGUUUGGGGAUGAGUAUGGAGAUGGGCACGGGGAUGGCUAUGACAAUGACCACCACCCUCACACCCAGCAGCCACAUUACUUGCAGCAGCAGCAGCAGCAGCAGCAGCAGCAGCAGCAGUCUUACUUGCAGGGUCAGCAGCAGGACUCCCAACAACAUUACUCCCAGCAGCCUUUCUCGCAGCAGCAGCAGCAGCAGUACUCAGAUGCUCUCAAUUCAUUCUCCCAGCCCUCUGACCCCUCAACCUCUUUCUCACAGCAGUCUGUUGAUCCGCGGCAGCAGCAGCAGCAGCUGCAGCAGCAAUCAUACUCGUAUGACCAGCAGCAACAACAAUCGUUUUCGCAGCAGCAGCAGCAGCAGCCGUAUUCCCAGUAUUCCCAGGACACCCAGCAAGGAUAUUCUCAGGGAUCGCAGCCGUACCAUCACCCGCAGCAGCAGCAGCAGCAGCAGCAGCAGCCACACGGCCCGCAGCAAACACCCCCCUUGCAAAGCCCAAGCCCAUACUUCGACCACCACCCUGAUCCAUCCCAAGAUAGCUUCCCCCCUGCCCAGUCGUACGGGCAGGGUAGCAUGCCUGCUGUAACACCCCGACGGGCAGGUAAAAAGUCUAUCCAGUUCCAAUCCGUGCCUGGGGAUGGUUUUGGGCAGCAGGAGGAGGUUUAUUGCCCUCCUAUCACUCCUGGCCGUGCUGCGGGGGGGAGUGGAGGAAGAGGAGGGAAAGGGAGCGGGCAGGGUGGGAGGCUGAGUGGAGAUGAAGGAAGAGGAAAUUACCCACAGCAGCAGCAGCAACAGCAACAGGUGGUUUCAGCAGCAGCAGCAGCAGCAGCACAACAGCAGUAUGCUCCCACUACCCCUGGACGCUUGAAAAAGCCAGUGGGGGGGAUUCAUCAGCCAAUCACACCGCGACAUGUGGCUGCUAGAGGAGGAGCGAGUGGUGGGGGUGGUGAUGUUAGAUUCGAUCCUGUCACACCAAGAUUUGAUCCUGUCGAGGAAGCUUAUAUCGAGGAUGGGGAUUUGCAGACCAAUGUGAGAUCCCUUAGCAUGAAAAGAGGCGACAAGGCAAAGGGAGUGGGUGGAGAGAAACCAAAGGUUGGUGGGGGAGGAGGUGGGGGAGGAGCAGGGGCGAUGGGGAAGAGCGGACAAGCACAGGGGGGACGGGAGGAGAGGAGGGGACGGAUACAGAGGCCUAUGGAGGAUGGGGGAGAGGGGAGGGGGCGGCUUCAGAGGCCUAUGGAAGAUGGGGAGGAGAGGAGGGGACGGAUACAGAGACCAAUAGAGGAUGGGGAGGACAGGAGAGGGCGACUUCAGAGACCUAUGGAGGAUGGGGAGGAGGGGGGGAAGGGGAAGAGGUAUGGGGGUGAUGUUGCUCGGACUCCCCGGAAAGGGGGGGAAGGGAGGGGAGACGGGAGAGGGGGGGAAUGGAGAGGGGGAGAUGGGCGAGGGGGGGAAAGGGAUGGGCGGAAAGGGGAGGGACCGGAGGGUAACGGCAAUCUAGCUCUAAAGAGGCAGCUGAGUCUGAAGCUUGCUGUUCCCUCCACUCCCCGGGGAGAGGGCGGGGGGGUUGGCGGCGGGCCGAAGAGCGUGAGAGGACGCAGUAAGAGCGGCGCGUGGGAGAUGGAAGAAGGCGGGAGGAGAAGAGGAGGAGGAGGGUCAGGAGGAGGAGGGGGAGGAGGGGGGUGGGGAGUGGAGGGAGGGAGCGGCGGGAGUGGCGGAGGGAGCGGAAGGAGGGAGCGUUUUGACGAGUUUGGGGAUUCGUAUGGGUCCGGUGGGAUGCAGAGUGGUGGAAUCCAAUACGGUGGGAUGCAGGGGUCAGGAGGAGGGGGGCGAGAGAGAAGGCCUCGAGGGGCGGGAGCAGGAGAAAUGGUUCCUAAGACGCCCAGGGAACAAAAUCCCAAGACCCCACGGGGUACGGCUGGUGGUGGUGGUGGUGGUGGCGGUGGUGACAGUGGGUUUUUGCGCACUCGAACGAUGGAUAGAGGAGAAGGGAAGUCGGGUGACAAGGGAGACAAGAGAAGCGCGGACAGAGGAGGAGGGUUUGGGCAGGGGAGGACAGGGAGCAAGGAGGCGAGGGAGCGAGGGGAGCGAGGAGAGAGGGUGCAAGGGGGUGCAUCGGGAGCAGCAAGAAGGAUAGAGGUGACUAAGAGUAUGUCUAGUAAGGACAUGGGGAAGGGUGGCGGCACAGGGAGAGAGGUGAGCAAGAGCACGAGCUUUUCCCUGAAAGCAGCUUUCUUUGGGAGGGAUUCGAAGGAGGGGAAGGGAGGGAAGGAGAAAGAGGGGAAGGAGAAGGACAAAGAGAAAGGGAGGGAGAAGGAGAGGGAGGGGAAGGAUGGUGGGUGGGCGAGGAGUCGAACAAUGGAUAAUACCGAGGUGAAGAUGCAGAGACAGCUGAGCUACAAGAGGGGACCGUUUUGA